This is a messenger RNA of Macrobrachium nipponense, 513 nucleotides long. RefSeq names its product endocuticle structural glycoprotein SgAbd-8-like. Gene Ontology annotation, cellular component: chitin-based extracellular matrix. Gene Ontology annotation, molecular function: structural constituent of chitin-based larval cuticle. Bases 80 to 433 code for a protein of 117 amino acids. The transcript has 3 exons. The record is from RefSeq and is a predicted model, not a curated record. Lineage: Eukaryota; Metazoa; Arthropoda; Malacostraca; Decapoda; Palaemonidae.
ACUACCUGUGGAAGGAAAUGUGUUUUCAUAAUCACCGUUUUCAUUUUUGCCACUACACCGUCUAGAUCUCGGGUCCGCCAUGAGAGUUGCUCCUACUCUGUCACUCCUCUUUCUGGGUCUUUUUAUCAUGAAUUCUCACGUAGUUGGAGCUGUAAAGGACCCCUAUAAGAAGAUCAUCCCAAUUCUGAAAGAUGACAGAUCUCAGACGCCCUUUGGUGAAUACUCCUUCGCUUUCGAAACCGGCAACGGCAUCUCCCGCGAAGAGGUCGGCUCUCAGGCUGGUGGGCAGGUAGCCAACGGGAGAUGGAGCUAUACCUCUCCGGAAGGAGUACCAGUGGUGAUCACUUUCUUGGCUGACCAGGGCGGCUUCCAACCUACAGGAGCCGUUAUUCCAGUGCCUCCGCCGCUUCUUUAUCACAGAUCUGGUCAUUAAAAAUGGGAUGUGCUUAACUUUGGAACGCAGAUAUGGAUUAAGACUUUUGAAGCGUGAAAAAAUAAAGAAAAUAAAAGAAA